AUGUCGACUAUAGUGUAUCAAGGCUUCUUCGAGCCUCAGCCCGCUGAGACCACAACUCUGAGGCUCAAGCUGGCCGCACCGAAACCUAUCGAUUUCGAAAAUAAUAGUGACAGAGAAAACCGAGUGACGGAAAAAUCGAAUUCGGGUGGUUGGAAUUUUCUUCAAUCUCUCUCGAAUUCUAGUGUAAACAAGUCAUUGGAUAGUGAAAGCUUCUAUCCAGCUCUCAGGCUUAGCCAAAAGAGCUUAGAAUUAUGUACCGAAAAUCUGGGAAGUGAGACGGGGAGUGAUGACGCGGGUGAUAUCGACAUUCUGUCGUUCAAUUCAACCGAGGCGAGGUGCGCGAAAUUAACGACAACGACGACGACAACGACAACGAGGAAAGUGCAAGGACACGUUAAGAGGAGUUUUCCGCCUCCGUUAACAACUAUAAGAGGCUCGAAUUCUAUUCAAGUGAGGCCUCAUCGAGAAGACGGGAGGCUAAUCAUUGAAGCAGUGGAGGCGCCGUGUAAUCGUACUUGUUUCGAAGCUGAACGAAGCAAUGGUAGGUUACAGCUCAAGUUUCUAAAGAAUUGCGAGUUCUUCUAUGACCAAAAAAUGAGCUCAGGCGAAGAGGAAUAUAACAACAUUGGUGAUGACACGAACGAUACAGAGAAUUUUCUCGAAGAUGAUGAAUUCGAGAAAAAUGAUGCGGACGACAUGGAUGAUGAAGUGAAAUUCGGUGGGUACGUGAAAAAGGACAUGGAUGGAAAUAGAAAAGAUGCGGAGGUUGAAAUGGGAAAAGAGAAAUAUCUGAGGCAUAAUAGAAGAUGCAACGAAAGUGGACAUGGAAAUAAUAAUAAAGGAUUGUGUUAUAGGGAGGCUUUCUGGGUGGCUACUUAA
Molecule: messenger RNA, 879 nt
Organism: Daucus carota subsp. sativus
Lineage: Eukaryota; Viridiplantae; Streptophyta; Magnoliopsida; Apiales; Apiaceae
Product: protein FANTASTIC FOUR 3
Exons: 1
Coding region: 1-879 (292 amino acids)
Source: RefSeq, a predicted model, not a curated record